UGGACAACUGACACGCCUAUAUGCCUGUACUCUUGGUGCCCUGUCCUCUCCCCUCCCCCCCACGGCGAGGUCAAGGCGCGAGGUCAAAGGUCAGGCGACACAGCAACCUACUCCUGUCAUGAUGGUUACCUGCUGAAUGGAGCCCAGACAGUGUCGUGUCAGCUGGGCGGGGAGUGGAGCGCUGACAGACCUCACUGCGAGUUUGUGGACUGUGGCUUGCCCCCUGAUCUCCCCAACGGCAGGGUCACACUGCUGAACCACACCACGCAUCUCGGUUCACUGGUUCGGUACGCCUGCGAUCCGAACCACUGGGCGGACGGUCCAGAACUAAGAGAGUGUGAGCGGACCGGUUCGUGGAGCGGAGAGGAGCCAGCGUGUGUCUUGGUGACGUGUCCUGAGCCAUCUGUUCCUGUAGAUGGAUUUGUGACUGGCUAUAGUUUUCAAGUGGGCGCCGAUGUCUUUUAUUAUUGUAAUGAAGGGUUUAGGCUGGAAGCAGGCCCUCAAGAAGAGACACAAGAUUCGAAGGACAUUGGGGUGUCUGUUACAAGAACGUGUCUGAUCUCUGGACUAUGGUCUGGCAAUGUUCCCGCGUGUGUUUACACAGAUUGCGGCCACGUCCCCGCCCCACUUAAGGGAACCCGCACCUACUUAAAUGAUACUACUCAUCUAAAUAGUCAAGUUAGGUACGAUUGCAUUCCUAACUAUCGCAUAGUGGGCCAAAGUAUCAGGACGUGCAUGGCGGAUAGUCAGUGGAGUAGUCAAGCACCCGUGUGUCAAGAAAUUCGCUGUGGAUCGCCUUCAGAAAAAUCAGGAGGUGCAAAGGUGAUCGGGAUAUCUGGGAGCGACCGACGCCUGACCUCAACAUUUGCGAGAAGGAGAGAGCAUCUGGCCAUGGAACACUCUUACAGGAUCGGAAGUGUGGCGAGUUAUGGGUGUGAGAAAGGCUAUGCUAUUUUGACGAGCCCCACCAGGAAGUGUACUGAGAAGGGACUGUGGGCUGGAGAGGAGCCAAAUUGUGCUUAUGUGGACUGCGGACUGCCGGACAAAAUAGUCAAUGGUUACUAUCGCCUUCUAAGCAACACCACCUAUUUUGGUUCCCAGGUAUCGUAUCAAUGUGCGCCUGACUAUCGGCUGGAUGGUCGCAUACGCCGCCACUGCCUCUCAAAUAGUACCUGGAGCGGAGACUCGCCCAAAUGUGUGGAGAUCACGUGCCCUGACCUGUCCCGGGAUCUGACUACCGCCUUACUAGUCAGCCCGGUUGGAGCAGUUAGGAACGGAAUCACCGCUAACUACUCGUGUGAAAUUGGGAAACGUCUUAUCGGCAACAGUCAAAGGUUCUGUUCUACUACUGGCACGUGGAAUGGGACCCGGCCGCGUUGUGAAUGGGUGUCGUGUCAAAUGCCGCCGGAAAUGAAGAGAGGACGCAGUGUUCCUGUUAAUGAUACGUUGAAUUACCAGUCGCUUAUCGAGGUCCUGUGUUUUCCGCCAUACAAGCUUGUCGGGGAGUUUAGGCGUGUGUGUCAGGCUAACGGUGAAUGGAGCGGCGAGGAACCAGCGUGUGUGGACGAGGACACCACGUAUACUAUCCUGGAUGACAAUAGUAUAGACAACCAGGCUUCUACUACUACUACUACUACCACCAGUGCUACCAACACCGGCCUAUACGUUGGCCUCGUGUUUGGGUUAAUACUGUGUUUGAUGUUCGUGGCAACAUUGCUUUUCUUGAGGAGAAGGCAGAGAAGAGGAGGAGGAAAGGUGCAGCCCGCAGGAGGAGGAGGAGGAGGAGGAGGAAGAGGAGGAGGAGAAGAGAGACCACCUCUUCCUCCUCCAAAUGAAGUGAAAUCAGAAGUCAACCAUUCAAUGAUAUACUCAAAUAUUACUGAUCCCAUUACUGGGAACAACAUUUACGAGAAUAUAGAGGAUGACAAAUCUGAAGAAGACGAAGAGGAAAACAACUAUUAUAACAACAACAACAACAACAAUACUAUUCCUACUACUACUACUACUACUACUACUCCUAUUAGCCACCACGCCCAACCCUUCUAUAGGCCUAACAAUGGUCUAAAUUCACGUAGGCCUAGGCUUCCACCCCCUCAGCCUCCUACUAUUCCAGACUCAGCUGUUGUGACUAUCAAUGGUGUGACUAUUGAUAGUUCAGGGUAGUAGUGGUAGUAGUAGUGGUAGUAGUAGCAGUAGUAGUAGUAGUAGCAGUGGUAGUCGUGUUGGUGGGAGGAGGAAAAUAGUAGUAGUAGUAGUAGUAAGUAGUAGUAGUAGUAGCAGUAGUAAU
Molecule: messenger RNA, 2287 nt
Organism: Portunus trituberculatus (swimming crab)
Lineage: Eukaryota; Metazoa; Arthropoda; Malacostraca; Decapoda; Portunidae
Product: CUB and sushi domain-containing protein 3-like
Exons: 16
Coding region: 736-2163 (475 amino acids)
Source: RefSeq, a predicted model, not a curated record